Punica granatum (pomegranate) is the source of this 1432-nucleotide messenger RNA. The record is from RefSeq and is a predicted model, not a curated record. Lineage: Eukaryota; Viridiplantae; Streptophyta; Magnoliopsida; Myrtales; Lythraceae.
ACCAUUUGCUCAUGUGCUUCCGUGUACAAAGCAAUACCAUUUCUUUUCCCGCAGCAAAAACACAGAGAGACCAUUACCAGCAGACAUCAAAGCUUCUCCCGCAGGAACAGAACAGAGCAAUGGUUGUGGUGUCCAACCCGGCAAUGCAGCACUUAUCCCCUUACAUCCUCAGCCCCAACGCCGGCCUGCCCGCCCAGCCCCAAAUCCCCCUCAUCGACCUCUCGCAGCCCGACGCUAAGCACCUCAUCGUCAAGGCCUGCGAGGAGUUCGGGUUCUUCAAGGUCGUCAACCACGGCGUCCCGCUCGAGUUCAUCUCCCACCUUGAGUCCGAGGCCGUCAGCUUCUUCUCCCUGCCCCAGACCGAGAAGGAGAAGGCCGGCCCCGCCGGCCCCUUCGGCUACGGCAACAAGAACAUCGGCCGCAAUGGCGAUGUGGGGUGGGUCGAGUACCUCCUCCUCAAGACCGACCCUCGCUUCAAUUUCCACAAGCUCCCCUCGGGCUUCGGCAAGAACCCGGAAAAGUUCCGCUCUGCCUUGAAGGAUUACAUAUCGGCGGUACGGAAGAUGGCAUGCGAGAUUCUCGAGCUCAUAGCCGACGGGCUGAAGAUUCAGCAGAGGAAUGUGCUGAGCAAGCUCCUGAUGGACGAGCAGAGCGACUCUGUUUUCCGCCUCAAUCACUACCCUCCCCGCCCGGAGCUCAACGAAGCUCCCGUCAAUGGUGGCGGCGAGAGGAACCUGAUCGGUUUCGGUGAGCACACCGACCCUCAGAUCAUCUCCGUUCUCCGAUCAAACAACACGUCCGGCCUCCAAAUAUCUACCAGAGACGGGAGUUGGAUCUCCGUUCCGCCCGACCAGACCUCCUUCUUCAUCAACGUCGGUGACUCUCUACAGGUGAUGACCAAUGGGAGGUUCAAAAGCGUGAAGCACCGAGUCCUGGCCAACGGCUCGAAGUCCCGAGUCUCGAUGAUUUACUUCGGGGGGCCGCCACUGAGCGAGAAGAUCGUCCCCCUGCCCUCCCUCAUGAAGGGCAAGGAGAGCCUGUACAAGGAGUUCACCUGGUUCGAGUACAAGAAAUCUGCAUACAACACGAGGCUCUCCGACAACAGGCUCGCGCACUUCCAAAGGAUAGCGGCUUCAUAGUUAGCUGUCCCCUCCGGAAAUCGCGGAGAAUUCUAGGAAACGCGUGGUGUUUUCGAUCACAUGGUUUAGAAGGCUCUACAUAGGUAAAAAGUAAAACAAAAGGUGUUGUCAGAUUCCCUAGGUUUGGUACUUGGUACAGCUUUUGUACUGGUACGUCGGCGUUUUCCUUCUAUAAACUAAUGUCUGUAAAGCAGAAAAUCAAAACGUGCAAAGCUAAGUUCGACUACUUUGAAAGUCAACUGUGCAAUAGUGGUAGUUCCUACCAUCACGGUGGAUUCCGAGUUCGAUUUUCA